This is a messenger RNA of Schistosoma bovis, 2553 nucleotides long. Lineage: Eukaryota; Metazoa; Platyhelminthes; Trematoda; Strigeidida; Schistosomatidae. The record is from the annotation of a GenBank genome assembly.
AUGGAAAUACUGGAUAAAUUUGAAAGUACCAACAAUCCAACUCAAAAAGAAAAAUUUGAAGGCGAUCUAAAAAAAGAAAUUAAAAAACUUCAAAGAUUAAGAGAUCAAAUCAAAACAUGGAUUACAGCUAGUGAAGUGAAAGAUAAGCGACCAUUAUUAGAAGCACGUAAGGAAAUCGAACAGGAUAUGGAACGAUUUAAAGUAAUUGAAAAAGAGACAAAAACUAAAGCUUAUUCCAAAGAAGGUCUAUUAUCAACUGAAGCGAAAAAAGACCCAUUACAGAAAGAAAAAGAAGAAUUAGAUGAUUGGUUAAAACAAUGUAUUAGUUCAUUAAAUACACAAACAGAAAAAUAUGAGUUUGAGAUUGAAAGCUUAUCAAAUAAUACUAAAAAGAAAAGAAUAGAUAAAGAAACAGCUUCAGCAAUCGAUGAAAAACGUCAACGUUUAGAAAUGUGUUGUUUUCAUGUUGAAAAACUUGAAACCAUUAUGCGUUUAUUAGAUAAUGAACGAUUAGAUUGUACAAAGGUUAGAUCUAUUCAAGAGUCUAUUGAAUAUGUGAUCGAUUGUAGUGAUAAUCAGUCUAUGUUUGACUUUAAGAAUAUUUAUGAUGAUUUAUGUUUGGAUGAGUUAGGUGAUUCUACUGGAAUAACUGCAGCACCAGGCACUGCAACAGGAAAUCAAGAGCAUGAUUUAAAUGGUGUAAUUACCCCCGGUACUACACUAGUAAAUCAACGAGUAGGGAGUGAUGAUGCUGGCUCUUCAACUUCGACUCAUACAAGUGCAUCAAAUAAUACAGAUUCGUCUGUCACUCAUCCUGGGUCAUCAGCAUCAUCCAAUGCGUCUUCUUCCCGAGAACGUGCUAAAAGUGAUGAUAAAGUCUCCUUGUUACCACAUGUAUCCGCUUCUUCUACUAGUACACCUAUGAAAUCUUCAAAUACACCAGGUUCAUCGGGCAAACAAAAACCGGCUGCUUCAAUUAAUCAAACUGCUCCUGCUCUUAUGUCCCAAGUUGUUGCUGGCACUCCUAAUAAAUCUGGAAAGUUGAACGCAAAUAGUCAUUCAACAUCAAACAGUAUGACAAUCGUUGCCGAGAUAGGCCCGGCCAAACCCUCUAGUACUAUAGAUUCUCAGGUCGUUGUUGACGAUCUUGCUCGAAACCAGAAGAACGAAACCACCCAAAAACAUAAUGACCGUCCCAAUACAGUUACAACAAAUCCUCAGUUACAAUCACAGAUAAAAAAUGGCCCCAGUGACGAUAGCAAUUCAUUAACACCUUUCUCCUCUGCUUCAGGAACAAAUUCAACGUCUACAGCACCUAGUCUUGCAUUUUCCGCCUCUCAUAUAAAGGAAGAUUCUUCUGUGAUCAACAGUCGAGAAGAAUUACUUGCGCCAUGUCAACCGUCAUGUGUUUCCAACUCAAUAAAUUCUUCGUCACCUAUUCCGCUCCGAAGUAUGUCAUCUGAAGUUAGCAAAGCUUCAGGUGUUACUAAUGCUUACAACAAUUCGAUGCUUUCCACUUCUACAGACGAAAACUCUGAAAACGUAAAUCGUACUCCUCCCAGUCUAUAUUCAACGGCUAUGCUAGCUGCUUCUCAGGAUAAACAAUUGUCAUCCCUACUCGCUUGCUCUCAACAUCCAUCUUUAGGACGUGCAGGUUCGAAUUCUGUUGUGGAUCCGUCACUUUCUGCAAUUUCCUUGUCCAGUAAAUUUCACUCAACAUCUGGUGUUUCAUCUUUACCACUUCCUUCAACUAUCAUAUCUACAACCAAUCCUCAAGUACAGUCCUCUUAUUUGGGACUAGACAGCCAACUAUCCAGUAUACAACCGUCUUUACAUUCUCAACAAAUAAAAAAUCAGAAUAGUCCUGUUCAUGCUCAUAUGCAUCCACGUGAUGCUGCUGCUCCCUUCCGUAACAGAAAUUUGGACAAACCCAAAGGAGCUGUACCACAAGAGAUUCAUUCUAUGGUGAAAAAACCACAGUUUAUGAAAUCAUUAUACGAGUAGUCUUUUGCCAGAAUCCUAGUGUUUGUUUUGGUAAACUUUUUGGCAAACAAAGCCUUGAUAUGCACGUAUAUUUAAUCGUAUUCUUUAAUCUUAAGUUGGUUUUUGCUACAAAUUUUCAGUAGGAUAAGAACCGGAGGUCGCUAAGUAACUGUUUUAUCCCAGUUUGAAACUUAUCAUUAAUAGAUCCUUCCACUCAUAAGAGCUCGAAUUCAAGAGAUUCAGUUAUCCUCACUCGAUUAUACUAUAUGGAGCUGGGUUCAAACCCUAUAUUUGAAAGUCGAACACCUUAAUCAUUGAUUCGCCGCUCCAUCAUCUAGUACUAUCAGACAAGGUCAUGGGUAAGCGCUCUUGAUGAGCCUUUCACUAGGACGAACUAUCUAUCUAUCAAUCCCUAACUUCUAAUGAUUUCGAGCUAUUUUUCAAACGACUUUUAAAUUGAACGAAUCUCGACAGACUUAUUAUAUAAUAGAAAAAUAUGUUGUUUUAAUCUUUUAAACAUACAUUGGAACUCUACUAAUAAUUCUCUAACCUUAUUAAUUUUAAUCGAGG